This is a messenger RNA of Mercenaria mercenaria, 2607 nucleotides long. RefSeq lists its product as uncharacterized. The record is from RefSeq and is a predicted model, not a curated record. NCBI's taxonomy places the organism in Eukaryota, Metazoa, Mollusca, Bivalvia, Venerida, Veneridae. The transcript is spliced from 5 exons. The coding region runs from base 10 to 2055 and encodes 681 amino acids.
GAUUUGAACAUGAUAAUGGCUUCCCUUAGCCAAAGUAGUUUCAACUCUAAUAUAACUAGAACCACUGUGCCAGAAGAGUUAGUUCUUGAUCAAGAUGAUGACUUUCUAGAUGAAAUUGACCGAGUUAAUGAUUUAUACUUUGGGAACAUUGAGCCCAAUACAUUUCAAAAUGAACAGAAUUCAAGUGCCGAGUCAAGUGAUUGUAAUGAUUCUGAUACAGACAUACUUUCUCAAGGUCAUGUUAAUGAUACUGAAUUUGAAAUAGAGCAGAGAGAUGUAGACUUGUUAGAACAGUCCGCGCAGUCGAAGUUCCAUACAGAAGGCUGUGGUUGCAUCAGAUUAUAUGGAAAGCCUUGCAGCACAAUUCUAAAUUGGGAGACACUUGUUGAAUAUCGCAACCACUGUUUAGAAACUGAGAAAAAGGAACUAGACUUAAUGAUUAAGAUACAACUUUUUCAUCACAGAAAAUCGGGUGAUGAGACUUGCUCAAAAAAACGUGUAAAUAAAGAAAGAGUUAAGGCGAGGCAAACUUACGUUUUUAAUGGGAAAUAUAUAUGUAGAAGCACGUUUGCCUUUGCACAUGGUGUUCAAAGGAAAACCAUAGACCGAAUAGCAAAAUCUUUAGAUAAUGAAGGGUUGGUUGCGAGAAGACAUGGCAAUUUUGGCAAAACCCCUAAGCAUGCCCUUACCGUUGGUGAUGUGAACAAUGUCACCACCUUUCUCAAUACUUACGCAAAUAAAUAUGGAUUACCUCUACCUGGUCGACUUCCAAACUACAGGGAAGGAAAAACUACAUUAUUGCCCUCAGACAAAUCUAAAGCUGACAUUCAUAAUCUGUAUCUUAAAGCUGCAGAGGACAUGCAAUUUCGCAAAAUAUGUUUGUCUGAAUUUCGCAAAAUUUGGUUGGAACAGUGUCCACAAAUACUAGUAAUGAAACCGGCAACAGAUUUAUGUCAUAAGUGUCAAGGUUAUGUUACAGAUAUUACUAAGGGCGGUAAUCUCUCUGAGGAACAAAAAACAGAAAAAUUAAAAGAGUAUCAGGAUCAUCUAGACAAAGUUAAAACACAGAGAGAUCAUUACAGAGAGCAAUGUGAAAAUGCUAAAUCAGUAUACAAAAACUUAUCAGAUGAGAGAAAGGUCAGAGGGCAGCCAGUAUGUUCCAGUGAUAUUUGUCAACAUUACAGUUUUGACUACGCACAGCAAAUCCAUUAUCCACAUUAUGCCCAACAAGUUGGACCGCUUUUCUUUAAAACACCAAGAAAAUGUCAGUGCUUUGGUGUCUGUGCAGAAGGUUCAGGAUCCCAGACAUUUUAUCUCAUGGAUGAGGAGCAUGACAUUGGAAAGGGGGCAAACUCUGUUGCAAGCAUGCUGCAUCACCAUUUGCAGCAUCAUGGUUAUGGAGAGAGUCAGGUCUGUUUGCAUAUGGAUAAUUGCAGUGGUCAGAAUAAAAACAACAUUGUUAUAGGGUAUGGAAUGUGGCGAAUUUUAUCUGGUCUGCACAGUACUUUAGAAUUUUCCCUUAUGGAGGCCGGACAUACAAAAUUUCAUCCGGAUUGGCAUUUUGGGUUGUGGAAAGUCAAAUGGAGGAAUGCAUCUGCAGAGACUAUAGAACAGGUGGCAGCAACUGUUAAAGAGUCUUCCCGGAAUGGGCAUAACAUUCCGCAUGUCACAAAUGAUCCCACCUGCCCAGUUCAGUUUUUCGAGUGGGGGCUGUUCUGUAAAAGGUUCUUUCGUCGAAUACCAAGACUGAAAGAUUUUCAUCAUUUUCGUAUGAGCAAAGAAUUCCCUGGCACAGUUUUUCUCAGAAGAUAUGCUGAUGGAGUUGAAACUUCAUUUAAUAUGUUAAAGGAACCCAUCCAACCUACUGACUUCCCUGGUGAAUUACACCCAACUGGAUUAGAUGCUGCUCGGUUGUGGUAUCUUUAUGAGCAAGUUGCUCCAUAUUGUGCAAACAAGCAAAUCUUUACUAUGCCAACAGUACCAAAACCUUCACUGAUAAAAGUUGAACAGUCAGAAACAAAGAGUUCAAAGAAAAGGAAACUAAAUACUAAGUGAAGUUAUAAUAUUCUUUCACUAGGGGAAUGUCAGACAAGAUGGUGAUUCUCUAAAUGUUUAUCCUGUAACAAGGCUCACCAAGUUCCUUUGUAGACAGUUACUGAGUUACAGAUAUUUCCAUUUGCAUUUUCAAUAUAGUUUUUUUCAUGGAUUUGAUAUUCAGAUAGUUCCAGUAAAAUAAUGGACAGUCAUGUGUGAUGUUCAAUAAGAAAGUUUUGUUUGUUCAUGUAGCAAUAUUAAAAUGACUGUAAGAGUAAUUUUACAGACUUUCCAGUGACAAUAAUUUCUCUGUAUGAAGCUAAUAUUUAUUUUAAUGCUGCAAAAGUAAGAAAUUACUGUGUGAAUGUACUAUAGAUGAUUUGUUAUUAUAGGAUUACAUUUUUUCAAUUGCUGUUAUAAAUGUAAGCCAAACUAGACUGUUGUGAAAUUAGUUCUGUUAUUUAAACAGGGUUAUUAAUUAUGUGCAUUGAAGAAAACAUUGACAGUGUAUGAAAAAACUGCUUUUUGAUGACAAAUUUUCAGUUGCAACAGGUACUCCAGAAUUUUUCAGAU